AUGGCUGACUCUCAAGAAUCUUUAAAGGUUUUAGAAGAACUUUUCAAGUCCUUAUCUGUCGCUGAUGCUGAUUCCAGACAAUCUGUUGCCGUUGAGAUGGCUUCUUUCUUAAACGGUUCUAUCAUUGAACAUGAUAUCCCAGAAAAGUUCUUUGCUGAAUUAAAGGCUGCCGCUAAGGAUAAGAAGACUUGUCCAAAUGUCUUAGUUGCUAUCACCCACAUCGCCAAUGAAAACAACUUAUCUCCAUCUGUUGAACCAUUCAUUGUCGAUUUAGUCCCAGGUAUCUGUGAAAAGGCUGGUGACAAGGACAAAGAAACUCAAACCUUAGCUGCUGAGUGUUUGAUUGCUACUGUCAAGGCUAUCAACCCAGUCGCUAUCAAGGCUAUCUUGCCACACUUAACUGAUAGAUUGGAAAAGACCAACAAAUGGCAAGAAAAGGUUGCUAUCUUAGCUGCUAUCUCCGCUUUAGUUGAUGUUGCUAAGGAUCAAGUCGCUUUAAGAAUGCCUGAAUUAAUUCCAGUUCUUUCUGAAGCUAUGUGGGAUACCAAGAAGGAAGUCAAGGCUGCUGCUACCGCUACCAUGACUAAGGCUACUGAAACCGUCGACAAUAAGGAUAUCGAAAGAUUCAUCCCAGAAUUGAUUGGUUGUAUUGCUGAUCCAAAGAUGGUUCCAGAAACUGUGCACUUACUAGGUGCUACUACUUUCGUUGCCGAAGUUACCCCAGCUACUCUUUCCAUCAUGGUCCCAUUAUUAUCUAGAGGUUUGAACGAAAGAGAAACCGCUAUCAAGCGUAAGUCUGCUGUUAUUAUCGACAACAUGUGUAAGUUAGUCGAAGACCCACAAGUCGUCGCUCCUUUCUUAGGUAAAUUAUUACCAGGUUUAAAGAAUAACUUCUCUACUAUUGCUGAUCCAGAAGCUAGAGAAGUCACUUUAAGAGGUUUGAAAACUUUGAGAAGAGUUGGUAACGUUGGUGAAAACGAUGAAUUACCAGAAAUCUCUCACGCUGGUGACGUUGAAACCACUUACGCUUUAUUAAAGGAUUUGUUAAAGGACGAAAAGGUUGCUCCAAGAUUCGACAUCUACGUCAAGUACAUUGCUGCUAUGGCUGCUGACUUAAUUGACGAAAGAGUCAUUGACCAAUCUACUUGGUUCACUCAAAUUACCAACUACAUGACUGUUUUCUUACACGAAAGAAAGGCUAAGGAAAUCUUAGAUGAAUACAGAAAGAGAGCUGUUGACAACAUUCCAGUUGGUCCAUCCUUUGAUGAUGAAGAAGAUGAAGGUGAAGAUUUAUGUAAUUGUGAAUUCUCUUUAGCUUAUGGUGCCAAGAUCUUGUUGAACAAGACUCAAUUGAGAUUAAAGAGAGGUAGAAGAUACGGUUUAUGUGGUCCAAACGGUGCUGGUAAGUCUACUUUAAUGAGAGCCAUUGCCAACGGUCAAGUUGAUGGUUUCCCAUCUCAAGAGGAAUGUAGAACUGUCUACGUCGAACACGAUAUCGAUGGUACCAAGGCUGACACCCCAGUCGUUGAUUUCGUUUACGAAGGUGAUGUCGGUACUAAGGAAGCUAUUACUGCUAAGUUAAAGGAAUUCGGUUUCUCCGAUGAAAUGAUCCAAAUGCCAAUUCAAUCCUUAUCUGGUGGUUGGAAGAUGAAAUUAGCUUUAGCUAGAGCUGUCUUAAAGAACGCUGAUAUCUUAUUAUUAGAUGAACCAACCAACCAUUUGGAUACUGUUAAUGUUGCUUGGUUAGUUGACUACUUAAACAACUGUGGUAUCACUUCUAUCACUGUUUCUCACGACUCUGGUUUCUUAGACAAGGUCUGUCAAUACAUUAUCCACUACGAAGGUUUGAAAUUAAGAAAAUACAAGGGUAACUUAUCUGAAUUAGUCAAGAGAGUUCCAUCUGCUAAGUCCUACUACGAAUUAGGUGCUUCUGACUUAGAAUUCAAAUUCCCAGAACCAGGUUACUUGGAAGGUGUUAAGACCAAGCAAAAGGCUAUUGUUAAGGUUACCAACAUGAUGUUCCAAUACCCAGGUACUUCUAAACCACAAAUUUCUGACAUUAACUUCCAAUGUUCCUUAUCUUCAAGAAUUGCUGUUAUUGGUCCAAACGGUGCUGGUAAGUCCACUUUGAUUAACGUCUUAACUGGUGAAUUAUUGCCAACUGCUGGUGAAGUUUACACUCACGAAAACUGUAGAAUUGCUUACAUUAAGCAACACGCUUUCGCCCACAUUGAAGCUCACUUAGACAAGACCCCAUCCGAAUAUAUCCAAUGGAGAUUCCAAACUGGUGAAGAUAGAGAAACCAUGGACAGAGCUAACAGACAAAUCAACGAAAACGAUGCUGAAGCUAUGAACAAGAUCUUCAAGAUUGAAGGUACUCCAAGAAGAAUUGCUGGUAUCCAUGCUAGACGUAAGUUCAAGAACACCUACGAAUACGAAUGUUCUUUCUUAUUAGGUGAAAACAUUGGUAUGAAGUCUGAAAGAUGGGUUCCAAUGAUGUCUGUUGACAACGCUUGGUUACCAAGAGGUGAAUUAAUUGAAUCUCACUCCAAGAUGGUUGCUGAAGUUGAUAUGAAGGAAGCUUUAGCUUCUGGUCAAUUCAGACCAUUAACCAGAAAGGAAAUUGAAGAACACUGUGCCAUGUUAGGUUUAGAUGCUGAAUUAGUUUCCCACUCUAGAAUUAGAGGUUUAUCUGGUGGUCAAAAAGUUAAGUUAGUCUUAGCUGCUUGUACAUGGCAAAGACCACACUUAAUCGUCUUAGAUGAACCAACCAACUAUUUGGACAGAGACUCUUUAGGUGCUUUAUCUAAGGCUUUGAAGGCUUUCGAAGGUGGUGUUAUUAUUAUCACUCACUCUGCUGAAUUCACCAAGGACUUAACUGAUGAAGUUUGGGCUGUUAAGGACGGUAAGAUGACUCCAUCUGGUCACAACUGGGUCACUGGUCAAGGUUCUGGUCCAAGAAUCGAAAAGAAGGAAGACGAUGAAGAAAAAUUCGAUGCUAUGGGUAACAAGAUCUCUGGUGGUAAGAAGAAGAAGAAGUUGACCUCUUCUGAAUUAAGAAAGAAGAAGAAGGAAAGAAUGAGAAAGAAGAAGGAAUUAGGUGAUGCUUACAUUUCUUCCGACGAAGAUGAUUUUUAA
Messenger RNA from Arxiozyma heterogenica, 3138 nucleotides. RefSeq names its product translation elongation factor EF-3 (gene YEF3). Gene Ontology annotation, molecular function: ATP hydrolysis activity; ATP binding; translation elongation factor activity. The transcript has a single exon. The record is from RefSeq and is a predicted model, not a curated record. Bases 1 to 3138 code for a protein of 1045 amino acids. NCBI's taxonomy places the organism in Eukaryota, Fungi, Ascomycota, Saccharomycetes, Saccharomycetales, Saccharomycetaceae.